Messenger RNA from Malurus melanocephalus (red-backed fairy wren), 778 nucleotides. Its product is annotated as granulocyte colony-stimulating factor receptor-like. NCBI's taxonomy places the organism in Eukaryota, Metazoa, Chordata, Aves, Passeriformes, Maluridae. The record is from RefSeq and is a predicted model, not a curated record. The coding region runs from base 84 to 548 and encodes 154 amino acids. The transcript is spliced from 2 exons.
ACGAGCUUGGCGGGAGCCAGUUCAGCCCCGAGGCCACCCAUUGCAGCCCCUUUGCUGAGUCCCCUCAUCCCGUGGUCUCCAGGAUGAAGGAGCAGCUCUGGCCCAGUGUCCCCGACCCUGCCAACAGCAGCCUGGGCAAGUGGGUGCCGCCAGCGGUGCCACAGGAACCGCUCCAGSUCCUCGCCUCCAGRGAGCCCGGCCCAGCUGCCAUCUCCACGGUCACCGUGCUGGAAGGGGCGCCGGGGAAGCAGGCGGGGAAGGAGCCCCCCGCCUUGCCCGCUGCCCUCCCGGCGCUGCCCCGGCCCUACGUGCGGCAGGAGGGUGCCGGGGAGCCCGUGCAGUACGCGCGGGUGGGGGGCGCGGGGUACCGGGGGCAGCGGCUGCUCCCCGAGCCCGCUCCCCGCUUCUACGAGAACCUSCGGGGCCGCGGAGACGGCGGCGGAGCGGGGGACUGGGGGUUCCCCGAGGAGCCCCCCGCCACCUUCCCGCUGCUGCAGGGGCUCCGCAUCGGCGGGGCCGAGGAGCUGCACGAGUGCCGGGCGGACUAGAGCGGGAUGAAGCCGGGCAGAUCCGCCGGCGGGAGCCCCGGGAUGCGGGGAACACCCGCGGGGUUCCGGGGGGAUGCGGGGAACACCCGCGGGGUUCCGGGGGGGAUGCGGGGAACACCCGCGGGGUUCCAGCCGCACUCCGGGGCGCUGCCCGGCUCCACCCCGAGCGGUGUUGUGUGUCCCCUCCUGGCCCUCUCCCUCCGAAAUAAACCGGGACCUGCUGAGAACAA